CCUCUAAAUCCCUUCAGUAGCCUCUAGCCAUUAGCACUGCCACCGACCAUCGUAGCUGUCACCUGAAUCCUGGCCCUCCUGUCUUCUCUCCCUGUCUCCAUUUUUCGCUGUAGUGAAUAUAUACGCAUAUCGUUUCUUUCUAGUUUUUCUCCUAUAUACAUGAACCAGCAAUGGGCAACCUGUGCACUUGUUUCGCACCCAAAACAGUGAAAAAGAAGAAAUCUACAAAGCGUUUACCCGGUAACCCGCAGUCAGUGCCCAAUUCAAGCAACCGGUGGACUCGGAUCCGGUCCACGCGCAAAGACAGCACUGAUUCUUCGAUUCAGGAGCAGGCUUUGGCUGCCGCCAUUCUUUUCAGGCAGCAUCAGCAACAGAACGGCUCCGGUUCAUUGCCGUUUGAUCGGUCGGCUUCGUUACGGUACCCGAAUAAUUCCGGGUCGAAGAAAACCCAGUUGCCCCGAAGCUCUAGUUCGAGAGCCCGGUCCCUUACUGACCCGUUGCUGCAGCCUCACCAGCUAGUUAACCAGGAUAUUAAGCUUGAUGAUCUCGAGACUAAUCAUCUUGUUCUUGUCCAUGGGGGAGGCUUUGGUGCCUGGUGUUGGUACAAAACAAUAGCUCUCCUAGAAGAGGGUGGUUUCAAAGUUACUGCAGUAGACUUAACAGGCUCCGGGAUUCAUUCUUUUGAUACAAAUGGCAUUACCAGUCUUUCUCAAUAUGUGAAACCCCUUACCAAUUUUCUUGAAAAACUUUCUGAUGGGGAGAAGGUGAUUUUGGUGGGGCAUGAUUUUGGUGGUGCUUGUAUAUCAUAUGCAAUGGAGUUGUUUCCCCAUAAAACAUCAAAGGCUAUUUUUGUUGCUGCUGCAAUGCUGACUAAUGGACAGAGCACUCUUGAUAUGUUCUCACAACAGGCAAAUUCAAAUGAUUUGAUGCAACAGGCUCAGAUAUUUGUGUAUGCAAAUGGGAAUGGCCAUCCUCCAACUGCUAUUGAUCUGGAUAAAUCAUUAUUGAGAGAGUUGCUGUUCAACCAGAGUCCUGCCAAGGAUGUUGCAUUAGCUUCUGUUUCAAUGAGGCCUAUCCCCUUUGCACCAGUUUUAGAGAAGCUUUGUCUUUCAGAUAUGAAAUAUGGAACAGUUAGAAGGUUUUAUAUAGAAACUCCAGAAGAUAAUGCCAUACCUAUUACACUGCAGGAAAGCAUGAUAAACUCAAGCCCCCCAGAAAAGGUUUAUCAUUUAAAAGGUGCUGAUCACUCACCUUUUUUCUCCAAGCCUCAGGCCCUUCACAAGAUAUUGGUAGAGAUUUCUAAGAUGCCUUCGACCUGAUAGUUUGGUAAUUAGAUGACAUAUUGGAGAGCCUUUAUUGACGGGUUUUAAAAAUGCUGCUCACAUUGGCUCUCUGCUACUUGUUAGAAGAGAUUUUGAGUUUUGUAAAUGCUUAUGUCAUCCGGUUCCAGCGCUUAAUUCCCAUAGAAAAUUUCGACCCUA
Messenger RNA from Hevea brasiliensis (rubber tree), 1481 nucleotides. Its product is annotated as putative methylesterase 11, chloroplastic. The record is from RefSeq and is a predicted model, not a curated record. Bases 171 to 1319 code for a protein of 382 amino acids. The transcript is spliced from 5 exons. Lineage: Eukaryota; Viridiplantae; Streptophyta; Magnoliopsida; Malpighiales; Euphorbiaceae. Gene Ontology annotation, molecular function: methyl indole-3-acetate esterase activity; methyl jasmonate esterase activity.